Cicer arietinum (chickpea) is the source of this 1831-nucleotide messenger RNA. RefSeq names its product cell division cycle 20.2, cofactor of APC complex-like. The record is from RefSeq and is a predicted model, not a curated record. Gene Ontology annotation, molecular function: protein binding; ubiquitin ligase activator activity; anaphase-promoting complex binding. Gene Ontology annotation, cellular component: anaphase-promoting complex. Gene Ontology annotation, biological process: positive regulation of anaphase-promoting complex-dependent catabolic process; anaphase-promoting complex-dependent catabolic process; positive regulation of ubiquitin protein ligase activity. NCBI's taxonomy places the organism in Eukaryota, Viridiplantae, Streptophyta, Magnoliopsida, Fabales, Fabaceae.
AACGAACCCUUCUUUGUAUAGAAAAACCAUAACAGUGUUUCUUUUUCAAAUUCGCCGAUUCAUUCAUUCUUUCAUUCUUCUCUCUCUUUGCGUUUCUUCUUGACCAUCUUCAAGCUGAAACAAUCACGCAACACAACACGCUUCAAUUCAUUUCCUUAUUAUCUCCAUUUCUUCAUUCAAUUUUCAUUAUUUCCGUUUUAAUUCUCUGAAUCUCGCUUUCUUUCUUGCAGGUUUCUUCGAUCACCGUCAUCAUAAAUGGAUUCAGGAUCGUGGAGUUCUUCUACAAAGACCAAAUCCCGUUCCCCUUUCCAAGAACGCUUCCUCCACAGAAAGAAUUCGUCUCAAGAUAACUUGGAUAGGUUCAUCCCAAAUAGAUCAGCCAUGGACUUCGGUUACGCUCACUACAUGCUAACGGAGGGUAGAAAGGGAAAAGAGAAUCCAACCGUGACGUCACCAUCUCGGCAAGCCUAUCAGAAACAACUCGCCGAAGCCGUAAACAUCAACGAUCGAACACGAAUCUUGGCCUUCAAGAAUAAGCCUCCAGCGAAAGUCGAACUCAUCCCUAGGGAUAUUCUUUCCCCUCCUCCUCAAUCCAGAUCAUCCAAACCGAAACGACACAUUCCUCAGAGUUCUGAGAGGACAUUGGAUGCCCCUGAUAUCUUAGAUGACUUCUACUUGAAUUUAUUAGAUUGGGGUAGCGGUAAUGUCCUUAGUAUUGCCCUUGAAAGUACAGUUUAUCUUUGGAAUGCUUCUGAUAGUUCCACUUCAGAACUUGUCACUGUGGACGAAGAUCAAGGCCCUGUCACCAGUGUUAGCUGGGCCCCAGAUGGUCGACAUCUAGCAGUUGGUUUGAACAACUCUCAUGUCCAGCUCUGGGAUACCACUUCUAAUAAACUGCUGAGGACAUUGAAGGGUGGACAUAGAGCAAGAGUGGGCACACUGGCUUGGAACAGUCAUAUUCUGACAACAGGGGCAAUGGAUAGUAAAAUAGUAAACAAUGACGUUAGAGUGAGAUCUCACAUUGUUGAAACUUACAGGGGACACAGCCAGGAAGUGUGUGGGCUCAAGUGGUCACCCUCAGGAACACAAUUGGCAAGUGGAGGAAACGAUAAUGUUGUUCACAUAUGGGAUAGGUCUGUGGUUUCUUCAAAUUCACCUACCCGUUGGCUUCACAGGUUUGAGGAACACAAUGCUGCAGUGAAGGCACUGGCUUGGUGUCCUUUUCAGGGAAAUCUAUUGGCUUCUGGUGGAGGUGGGGGUGAUCAUUGCAUUAAGCUGUGGAACACACACACGGGUGCGCGCUUGAAUUCUGUUGAUACGGGAUCACAGGUAUGUUCUCUGCUGUGGAACAAGAACGAGCGUGAGCUUCUUAGUGCACAUGGUUACACUCAGAACCAGCUUACCCUUUGGAAGUAUCCUUCGAUGGUGAAGAUGGCAGAGCUCAACGGUCACACCUCGAGGGUGCUGUAUAUGGCGCAGAGUCCAGAUGGAUGCACGGUGGCAUCUGCAGCCGCAGAUGAGACACUGAGAUUUUGGAAUGUCUUUGGAACCCCAGCAGCAGCAUGCAAAGCAACACCAAAGAGAAAUAAAGAACCCUUUGCUAAUUUCAACAGUAUCCGUUGAAGAUACAUACAAAACUAAAUGUAUUAAAAAAUGGUAGUCGGUAGUUUUGUAUUAAAAAAUGAUUAUUUAAUUUUUUAAAUUGUAUUAUGGGUUUAGUUUUUGUAGGUACCCAGAUGUAGAUUUAGAUACAUACAUUUAUACUGUAAUCAAAUGUAUACAUUCAUAAAUACAGAAUUUGGAAUGAAUGUGAUUGGAUUUUUUAUUUUCA